AUGUCACACAAAACUACCGAGAACAUAACUGCAGAGCAAAUGGAAAGCAAAGAGUUAAACAAUGGAGAAACACCAAUGGCAAAAAACAGUAGUGAUUCUCUACAAACCUUUACUCCAAAACAAAAAUCAAGAACUACAAACGAAAUUUGCUCAAAUAAAAAAAAAAAAGCACGGAAAGAUAAUUGUGCCAAAGUUGAAAGUCCUCAGCGUCACAAACCCUCAAAAUGUAUAGUGGAUAUGGAAGUGAAGUUAGUCUAUCCUGAUGAAGAGGAGAUUGCAUAUGAAUUUCUUGAAUCCACAAUGUCUCACAGCUUAGAAUCAAUGUGUCGAUCCUCUGGAAAAACAUGUUCCUUAAGUGCACUUAAUUCUAGUUUCUUACUUGACAAAUGGCUUCAAACAAAAUUAAAAGAAGCCACAGCUUGCUACAGACAGAAUAAUUAUUCUAUAGCAGUGAAACAUUUCACAGAAGCACUAGAGAUGUGCAGUAACGGUCCUGUAUUAGGAACCUCUGUGGAUACAGCUGCAGAGAUCAUUCCAAGUGUAGUCAGCUUUAUUGAAACAAAACUUGUUGCUUGCUACUUGCAGAUAAUGCAGCCUGACCUUGCUCUCAGCCAUGCACACAGGAGUAUUGCUUUAAAUCCAUCAUAUUUCCGAAAUCAUAUUCGACAAGCAAGUGUGUUUAGAUCACUGGGAAGAUAUUCCGAGGCUGCAAGGAGCGCAAUGAUUGCUGACUACAUCUACUGGCUGUCAGGUGGCAAGGAGCAGAGCAUUAGCCAGCUCAUCAAGCUAUAUUGGCAGGCUAUGCACGAGGAGGCCAUGGCCAAUGCUGAAGCAUUUACUGCAAUGUAUACGCCUGUGGAUGAUGUGCUAUACAAAGAGGCAAUUGAAAAAGCCCAAGAUGCCUUUACAGAAAUGAACCCAACAUAUACAAAAUACAUAUACACAGAUUCAGAGGUUCUUCAUCUUUUACCUCAGGGCACUGACUGGUCAUCUGCUUCUCCUCCGCCCCAUUAUAUGCUAUCCUUGGGGUUUAAAAACAAAAAAGAUGGAAUGUUCUUAGAAAAACAGAGCACAAAAUCACUGCUGGUCUUUAUAGGUGCGAUACAGAAGCUGCAGUAUGCCAGCUUUCUCAGUCAAUUGCAACGAGCAAAGGAAGAGUCCCAAAUGAUUAAUCAGGCUGUAGCAGAAUUAGCAACUAUCCCCUAUCUGCAGGAGAUCAGUCAACAACAUGCUGAACUGUUGCAGUCGCUAAUGGCUGAUGCAAUGGAUUGUCUCCAAGGAAGAAGAGAAAAAGAAUACACGUGGCAUGAAAUACAAAAGGUUGAGAUGAUUGAAGAUUUUAUACUCCAGUUAGAAAACAGAUAUUUAAAGAGAAAAAAAAGUCAGGCUGCUAGAAGGCAAAGGAUGAAAAUAAAGAAACUUCAAAGUGCCGGGCUCAGUCAGUCUGCUGGGACAGCUACGCUAUCUGCAAGACCCUCAGAAGAAGACUGCAAGGACAUCAACGCUGUGCCAGCAUGUGACAGUUCUGAAAACAAGAGCCUGUCUUCAAAUUAA
Molecule: messenger RNA, 1554 nt
Organism: Pelobates fuscus (common spadefoot toad)
Lineage: Eukaryota; Metazoa; Chordata; Amphibia; Anura; Pelobatidae
Gene: SPATA16
Product: spermatogenesis associated 16
Exons: 9
Coding region: 1-1554 (517 amino acids)
Biological process (GO): spermatogenesis
Cellular component (GO): Golgi apparatus
Molecular function (GO): protein binding
Source: RefSeq, a predicted model, not a curated record